This is a messenger RNA of Paracoccidioides brasiliensis Pb18, 1020 nucleotides long. RefSeq lists its product as uncharacterized. The transcript is spliced from 2 exons. Gene Ontology annotation, biological process: beta-D-galactose catabolic process via UDP-galactose, Leloir pathway; glucose metabolic process. The record is from RefSeq and is a predicted model, not a curated record. Gene Ontology annotation, molecular function: aldose 1-epimerase activity; carbohydrate binding. Bases 1 to 1020 code for a protein of 339 amino acids.
AUGGCCUCGACUCCAGACCAAUCUGCGUUCACCUUCCUUCCCCUCGGCGGGAUUAUCCAAGAGAUUCGGGUUGCUGGCCAAAACAUCGUAUUGGGUUUCCCGACGCAAGAGCACUACGUCAGGUACAACUCCUCAUACUUUGGCGCAACUAUUGGUCGCACUACCAACCGGUUGAAGGAUUCCGUUAUUAAGAAUCUCAAUGGGCAAACAUACACCCUAACUACCAAACAAGGCCCGAACUCGCUGCAUGGUGGGAAAGAGGGCUGGGAUUCAAAGCUGUUUGAGGGCCCCAAGGCUGUGCUUAGGAAUGGGAAGGAAGCGUUGGAGUUCAAGUACUUGAGCUUGGAUGCCGAGGAGGGCUAUCCGGGCACCGUGGAACUGAGGUUAUGGUAUACAACUGGUAUGGAGGCGGCGGCUGAGAGUGGAGGCCGAGCCAAAACUGUUCUAGAGAUCGAAUACGAGGUCGAGUUUAUCGGAAAUGAGUGUGCAGAGACUGUGGUGGGAGUUACGAAUCAUACUUACUUUAAUUUGGGUGACAGCCUGACGAUCGAAGGUACAGAGGCAGUACUAGCCACCGACAAAUACCUGCCUGUAGAUUCCACAGGUAUUCCCCUGGGCACGAUAGAGAAGUACACCUCAACGGAGGUCAAGAAGCCUUUCCUCCUCGGCGCCACGUCCCCAGAUUUCGAUCACUGCUUCGUCAUAGACACGGAUGCGGUAUCAAUUCCCGUUGACACCCGCUUUCGGCCGCUACGUCUCAACGCAGCAUUCAAGCACCUUGUCACCGGAAUUCAUCUCGAGGUCCAAAGCACAGAGCCCGCAUUCCAGUUCUACACUGGUGAAUUUAUCAACGCCCCCCCAGUUGGUGACGCCCCCCCACGGGGCCCUCGAUCUGGAUUUUGUGUGGAACCUAGCCGUUAUAUCAACGCUCCAAACGAGCCCGCAUGGAGGAGCAUGAGUGUCUUGAAGCAGGGGCAAGUUUGGGGCUCCAAGAUUGUGUACAAAGUUUGGAAGGAGUAG